Dibothriocephalus latus is the source of this 1020-nucleotide messenger RNA. Lineage: Eukaryota; Metazoa; Platyhelminthes; Cestoda; Diphyllobothriidea; Diphyllobothriidae. The record is from the annotation of a GenBank genome assembly.
AUGGAAAUGCAUCCGGGCUUGUUACUAGACGAGGAUGCAUUUUCUAAGGCCGCGGAACAAAAUAGGCCGAUUUUUCUUUAUGACUGGUUGAGAAAUCUUGAUCAGCGUCUGUCAAAUUCAACGGAAGCGCAAGUGAAAAGUGUACAGCAAGCACUUCUAAAGCAAGUUUUGGAGCAGCUGCGACAGAAUAUUGGUCCACCCAUCCAAGCUUUACUCGGAAAAUGCCUCGUAAAGAUUUUCAAUGCAGGCGACUCUCUUUCACUUUAUUCGGCCAUCAACACCUGCAUCGACAUCCUCAAAGUGAAAGAUGACAGUCCAGCAACCGUAAACCGCCGAUUAGCAGCUUUAGUUUGUCUUGGAAGUAUCAGUAUUUUCAUGAUGGAUCCGUCCAUUUUUAAGGUGGAGUCACAAACUCGAUAUGAAAUACUCAAUACACUCAAGUACAUUGUGCUGGGUCUUGGUAAUACAGACACUUCUUGCUACCGGGACAUUUUCAAGACGGCGAAAUCCUACAUGAAUGAUCGAGUUAUGUCGGUGCGCCUUGCUGCCACACAGUGUCAUUACAGUCUGGCUAUUCACAACAACAAUCUGUACUCGGCCGAUUUGGACGCCACUGUCAGCAUGUGUCUCAGAGGAUUGGAGGGUUCCACCUAUCCUAUCCGAUUAGAAAUUGCCAAACUUCUCGGUCAUGCACUGGCCUCAAGUGUGCCCAUAGAGUCUGCGGGCCUAAAUGGGACCGCCUCCGCUACCGUGACUGUUGGCGGUGGUGCUGGCAUCGGUAAUGCUCCUUCGGCAUCUGGUUCCUACGCAUCAUCAGGUAAUGGCAAUCGCAAUAAACUGAUAUCUCUCGAGGAUGCACUGAAUAUACUGCAUUCGGGAUUCAUUCGUGGUCUAGGCCGCUUUCACAAAGGAGCGAGUGCACCCGGGAUGCUCAAAGUUACAAACGCUAUCAGCAGGGAGGUCCGAGUCGGAAUUUCCUACGUGAGUAUUUAUUUCUGCUCAAAGUUUGUGCUCGCUUAA